This is a messenger RNA of Drosophila hydei, 570 nucleotides long. It is a transcript of the gene SmD1, whose product is annotated as probable small nuclear ribonucleoprotein Sm D1. Gene Ontology annotation, molecular function: RNA binding. Gene Ontology annotation, biological process: RNA processing; spliceosomal snRNP assembly. NCBI's taxonomy places the organism in Eukaryota, Metazoa, Arthropoda, Insecta, Diptera, Drosophilidae. Gene Ontology annotation, cellular component: SMN-Sm protein complex; pICln-Sm protein complex; U12-type spliceosomal complex. Bases 24 to 398 code for a protein of 124 amino acids. The transcript is spliced from 2 exons. The record is from RefSeq and is a predicted model, not a curated record.
AUUAAAAAAUAAAUAUUUGAAACAUGAAAUUGGUGAGAUUUCUGAUGAAGCUUAGUCAUGAGACUGUAACAGUUGAAUUAAAAAAUGGUACUCAAAUUCAUGGAACAAUUACUGGAGUUGAUGUGGCCAUGAAUACCCACCUGAAGAGCGUUAAAAUGACCAUCAAGAAUAGAGAUCCAGUCCACUUGGAGUCCUUGAGCAUUCGUGGCAACAAUAUUCGAUAUUUUAUAUUACCAGACAGUCUGCCGUUGGAAACAUUGCUAAUCGAUGAUACUCCAAAGUCAAAGUCCAAGAAAAAAGACAGCGGGCGUGUUGGAAACCGCGGACGAGGCAGAGGCAGCCGCGGGCGCGGAGGUCCAAGAGGACGUGGACGAGGCAGGGCUCCUGCUAGACGUUAAGUAUAUAGUUCAGAAAAAAAAAAAACAAAACUUAUGUAUGAAUAACAAUUACAACUGCCCGGUACAAAUAAAAUUUGGGCAACUUUUGAAAAAUAUAAAUAAAAUUCGAUAAUUAUGAUAUAUUGUGUUUGCCCAACAAAGCCAAACUUUUGUAUCAAAAUAAAUCUUACAU